UUGUAAAUAAAUAGUCUUUGGUCACACACGCAUGACAGAAGCUGACGUCACAUGCGUUUCUAACUGCGCACUCGGGUAGGAGCCGGCAUUCACGUUAUCUUACGCAUUUCCAUCUAUUAGUUACUAUACUUAAGUAACCGGACUGCAUUCAAAGGCAACGAUUACAGUGCAUUAAAUGCAGGAUUUGGCAAACAUGGCGGCCGAACCUGAAUUCGAUGAAGAAGACGAGCCUUCGUUCAGCGACCCGGAGGAUUUUGUGGAUGACAUCGAUGAUGAAGAGUUGUUGGAGGAUGUUUUGCGAGAGAGACCUCUGGAAGCUGAUGGGAUAGAUUCAGUGGUCGUAGUGGACAAUGUUCCCCAGGUGGGCCCUGAACGUCUGGAAAAACUGAAAAAUGUGAUCCAUAAAAUCUUCUCAAAGUUUGGAAAAAUCACCAAUGAAUUUUACCCUGAUGCCGCUGGUACCACCAAAGGGUAUAUAUUUUUGGAGUAUGCAUCCCCUAUCCAAGCCCUGGAAGCAGUAAAAAAUGCAGAUGGUUACAAACUGGACAAACAGCACACAUUCAGAGUCAAUCUGUUUACUGAUUUCGAUAAGUACAUGAACAUCAAUGACCAGUGGGAAACACCUGAAAAACAGCCGUUUAAAGACUUUGGUAACAUGAGACACUGGCUGGAAGAUCCAGAUUGUCGUGAUCAGUAUAGUGUCAUUUAUGAAUCGGGAGAGCGAACUGCCAUAUUUUCCAAUGAUGCAAAGGAGCCAAUAUUGGUUGAGGAGCGAGCUCGGUGGACGGAGACAUACGUCCGCUGGUCACCCAAAGGCACGUACCUGGCCACCUUCCAUCAACGAGGAAUUGCAUUGUGGGGUGGAGAAAAGUUUAAGCAGAUACAAAGAUUUAGCCACCAGGGUGUAUCGCUUAUUGAUUUCUCCCCGUGUGAGAGGUAUGUGGUGACCUUCAGCCCAUUGAUGGAUACCAAAGAAGACCCUCAAGCCAUCAUCAUUUGGGAUAUUUUGACGGGACAGAAGAAACGUGGCUUUCAUUGUGAGAGUUCAGCACACUGGCCUAUUUUUAAGUGGAGUCAGGAUGGAAAGUUUUUUGCUAGGAUGACACAAGACACUCUGAGUAUCUAUGAAACACCUUCGAUGGGUCUGCUAGAUAAGAAGAGUUUGAAAAUAACUGGAAUAAAAGAUUUCUCUUGGUCGCCUGGGGACAACAUCAUUGCCUUCUGGGUCCCGGAAGACAAGGACAUUCCGGCGAGGGUCACACUGAUGCAGUUCCCAUCCCGUCUGGAGAUUCGUGUUCGGAAUCUCUUCAACGUGGUGGACUGUAAACUACACUGGCAACGGCAGGGUGACUACCUGUGUGUGAAGGUGGACCGGACGCCCAGGGGAACACAGGGUGUUGUCACUAACUUUGAGAUUUUCCGAAUGAGAGAGAAGCAGGUUCCUGUGGAUGUGGUGGAGAUGAAAGAGAGCAUCAUUGCAUUUGCCUGGGAGCCUAAUGGAAGCAAGUUUGCUGUACUACAUGGAGAAUCGCCCAGAAUAAACGCCUCCUUCUAUCACGUCAAAAGCAACGGCAAGAUAGAGCUCAUCAAGAUGUUUGAUAAGCAGCAGGCCAACAGCAUCUUCUGGAGUCCUCAUGGUCAGUUCAUGGUGCUGGCAGGACUACGCAGUAUGAACGGCGCGCUUACGUUUGUAGACACGUCAGAUUGUACCGUUAUGAGUUUCGCUGAGCAUUACAUGGCAUCCGAUGUGGAGUGGGACCCUACGGGCAGAUAUGUGGUUACUUCUGUCUCCUGGUGGAGCCAUAAGGUGGACAAUGCGUACUGGCUUUGGACGUUUCAGGGUCGGCUCUUGCAAAAGAACAACAAAGACAGAUUCUGCCAGUUGCUAUGGCGACCACGUCCUCCUUCUUUACUCAGUCAAGAUCAAAUAAAGGCAAUUAAGAAGGACUUGAAGAAAUACUCAAAGAUCUUUGAGCAAAAGGACAGACUGAGUCAGUCUAAAGCUUCCAAGGAGUUGGUAGACAAACGUCGGCUGAUGAUGGAAGAUUACAGGAGGUACAGAGAUAACGCCAUUCAGCUUUAUAACCAACAGAGAGAUCUGCGCAUCCAGCUUAGAGGAGGUGUGGACACGGAUGAGCUGGACAGUAAUGUGGAAGAAGAGGAAACCAUUGAGUUCUUCAUUAAUGAAGAAAUUAUUCUUCUGGGAGACAUAGAGUAAGGUCUACACGAAAAGUCUUGUUUUCAACUACAAUGCAUAAAGCCCGGGUCCAUUACAAGUGUUUUAUAUGACUAUCAUGCUGAUUAACAGUGUAUUCCUACAGAAAAGUGAUGCAGUUUGAUUUUAAUGUGAAACCCAGGGUUCAUAUUCCAUUCAUACAUUCGUCAACAAUAUUUCAGGCUUUACAAACUCAUGUAACAAACUCCAUUUAUAUAAAGAAAUAAUCGGCAGUGAAGGGUACUGUUCUGUAGUGUACGAUUUUUCAAAAGGAAACAUAAAAAAUGUACAGUGGGUUUGUGUUUAAUGUAAAAUUUUGUUAUAGGGAUUUUUUUUAAUACUAUUUCUCUUUUAUCCAACAUUCCAGAGGAACUAUGUGUAGAUAACAUUUUGAUGUUCCCAAGUGUUUCAGUAUCAUGAGGCAUGAAGUUAAUCAUGAUAUUUAGAAGUCCCAAAUUCAAGCUGCUUGUACUUUAAAUAAUUUAUAAUUUUAAUUGAGAUUUGUGAAAAAAGUUCAGUACAUUUGUCACAACAUUGGACAUUUUAAUAUAACAUUUUUCUUUUGUAUUUUAUUUCAUUUUGUUUUUAUAAAUUUAAAUGUUAAAAUACUUUCUAUUAUCCAACCUUAAAGGUGCAGUGUGUAAAUUUUAGAAAGUUAUUUUAACAGCAAUGCAAUAUAAUAUAGAUAACUAUGUUUUCAUUGGUGUAUAAAGACUUUACAAAAUGAACUGUAUUGUUUUUAUUACCUUAGAAUGAGUCAUUGUUAUCUACAUACACAGUGGGUCCCCUUACAUGGAGGCAGCCAUUUUGCGACAUCAUGUUUUUACAGUAACCCUAAACGGAAAAAGUACUCUACAGAGCGCAUUUGUCAUUAUGUUGUCUCAGAUGAUGACAUGUUUGUCCUAUUACGGCUACCGUAGCUUCUCUUUGUGCUUCAAAAGGGAAGGGUGCAAUUCACAACCUCACCACUAGAUGCCACUAAAAUCUACACACUACACCUUUAAAAAUAAAGGUUGAUUUUCACAAAAAGUAAACUACUGAUGCUGCAUAAAGAUACUGCUGUGUUUGUUUGAGCGAAUUGGGAUGCAGGCUAACAAAUUACAGACAGGGUGUUUGGACAACAGUCAACAUUCAUUUGUACAGUUUUACUUGGUGAUACUAAUGGUGAGGAGAUGCUCAAUUUCCCAUAAAUCAUAAUAAUGCUUUAAAUGAAGACUACUGUAUGUUUACUUCAAAAUAAAUGUAAUUAAAUUCA
Molecule: messenger RNA, 3470 nt
Organism: Paramisgurnus dabryanus
Lineage: Eukaryota; Metazoa; Chordata; Actinopteri; Cypriniformes; Cobitidae
Product: eukaryotic translation initiation factor 3 subunit B
Biological process (GO): translational initiation
Cellular component (GO): eukaryotic translation initiation factor 3 complex
Molecular function (GO): translation initiation factor activity; translation initiation factor binding; RNA binding
Source: RefSeq, a predicted model, not a curated record